AUGGAUAAGACGGGGCGGGAACAGUGGGUUCAGUCGCAAUCUGCAUUUGUUGCUACGACCAUGAGUUUCGUCAGUGGCAUUGUCGGCCUCUUCACCAUCGUGCCCUUGGGCUUCAUCUCGGAUCGGUUCGGUCGCAAGUGCGGACUCCUCAUUGCGUAUACUGGCUUCGGUAUCGAGGCCAUUCUAAACGGCAAGUUGAUUUCAUAUUUAGGAGGUAGAUACACCCCAGCAACUAUUAGACUCUGUUGCUUUGCGUUUUCACUCAAGAUUGUGAAUGUAGAUUGA
This is a messenger RNA of Hydatigera taeniaeformis, 285 nucleotides long. The record is from the annotation of a GenBank genome assembly. NCBI's taxonomy places the organism in Eukaryota, Metazoa, Platyhelminthes, Cestoda, Cyclophyllidea, Taeniidae.